UGCAUAUGCGUAUGUGUGUGUGUGUUGGAUAUUGGUGGAGACGAUUUUAUGGAAACGAAGAAGACCUUGGUUUUUAAUAAACGAGCUGUGCGGGAUUGGUAAAAGAUGCUCAUUCUAGUGUCAGCAAUCGUGCCAUAAAGAAUCACCGAUGGCCAAUUUCAGUAUGUCCAAUUACUUUCUGUUAGCCGUUGCGGCUCUUCUAGUUACACAAGCUAUCAGCCAGAGAAGAUUUAACAAUGCAAAUUAUCAGCAGCAGCAGCAGAAACAGCAACAAAACUUUUACAACAAUCCUAGCCCCAAUACAGUUUCGAACGUUCACUGUCCCGAGGCUAAUGGAACAUUUGCGACAAGCACCUGCGAUGGAUAUAUCGAGUGCAAGGAUGGUGUAGGUGAAGAGAAGUUAUGUGCCGAUGGUCUUCUGUUCAAUCCUGAUGUCAGGGGAUUCCCCUGUCAAUACCCCAUCGAUGUAGACUGCACCGGACGUACAGGAACUCAACCACCCCAAGCGACUGAGGAAUGUCCUCAUCAGUACGGUUACUUCGCUCUCGGAGAUGCCACCCACUGCGGACAGUUCAAGAAUUGCGCUGCCGGUCGUGGAUACACCUUCGACUGCCCCGAAGGAUUGGCCUUCAAUUCGCAGUCGUACAGAUGCGAUUGGCCCGAUCAGGUGCCAGACUGCGACGCCGAAGCUUUCUUGGGAUUCUCGUGUCCACCGGUCGCGAAGGGAUUCCUCAGCGAGGAGUACAGGUACUUCCGGUCGCCGAACGACUGCCAGAGGUACUUCGUGUGCGUGAGCGGAAAACCGCGUAUGUACAAUUGCGGCGAGGGUCUCGCCUACAACGAGCUGAGCCGCGAGUGCGAUGGCAUCGAGAACGUUACCGGAUGUGCACCAGCUUACAAUGCCAACUACGAUCAGCAAUUGAAGAAACAACAACAACAGCCUUUGCAACAACACAAGCCCCAAGUCUUCAGGGGUUGAUCCGACUUUAGUCAAUAGAUU
Molecule: messenger RNA, 1000 nt
Organism: Nicrophorus vespilloides
Lineage: Eukaryota; Metazoa; Arthropoda; Insecta; Coleoptera; Silphidae
Gene: Cpap3-e
Product: chondroitin proteoglycan 2-like
Exons: 5
Coding region: 149-979 (276 amino acids)
Cellular component (GO): extracellular region
Molecular function (GO): chitin binding
Source: RefSeq, a predicted model, not a curated record